UAGCGUAUUUUGAUUAACACUUAUCGAUCCAAACGGGAUUAGAUCGUAUUCUGAUAAAACCCUUUAGUGCAAUUAACAAUUUUAAAGUUCAUUAUACACCGAUCUAAUUUUGACAUAAAUAUAACGUGUUUAGGUAUUUUGGAACUGUUGAUAAGGUGCAUUUCUUGAUGUAGGAAUGCGGUUCCAGAAUUAUCACAUAGAAGGAAAUGCUGCUUCCAUAUUUCUGUUUGUAAAGAUGCAUUCUAAAUUUAAAGUUGCUGAUCAAAUAUAAGUUAGUGGCUGUCAUAUUUCUACCACCUAACGGUUAAGUCUAGUUGUUUAUCAACCACUCUAAUAUGUACAUUCGUUUAAACCCCACAAAAUGGAUGAACUAUACAAUACAUGCCGUGCUUGUGCAAAAGAUUUAAACUCACACAAAUAUUUAAAUGCAAUGAAUAAAGUUAACAUAUUCGAAGCACCGGAUAUCGCAAAGAAACUUGCCAGCUGUAUCUCAGUAGAGCUAUCUCUUGCAGACGAAUAUCCAAAAUUUUUAUGCGAAUGUUGUUAUCAGAAAGUUAACGAUUUCCAUCAGUUUCGAGAAAUGUGCAGGGAAUCAAUCCAACAUUUUGAAGAGCUGAUAUUGGCUAAGAAAUCAUUGUUUUCAGAGGACGAAGUCCCUAUUUCAAUAUUGGAAGAUCAGUCGAGAAGCCUUACUCGAGUGAACGAACUAAAUCAUCUUGAAGAUAGUUCUGUUAAAUAUCAAGAUGAUUUGGAAAAGCAAACAGAAGUAGAUGAUUAUAAUAAGAAAUAUGAAAUAGAAAAUGCAGAAUACUGUGAACAAGUAAUGUCAACGCCGAACGUGCAUGGUCAUGAUGAAAACAACUGCGAUUCUGAUGUUGUGGAUAACCUCAGCAACAAUUCUUUUCUUAAUGAAACCUGUAAAAGUUACGAAAAUGUUGCUACAGUUAAAUUAAAUAAUAUUAGAAGGGUAAAAUCAGAAAAAACGAGUCUAAAAAAAUUGUCUGAUUGCGAAACGAAAAUAAUUUACCGUUGUGAUAUCUGCCCGUCACGAUUUUUUGUUGAGCAUCGUCUCAUUGCGCACAAACGCGAACAUGAAGGCCUUAUGCCGUAUCCUUGUACGCAAGAGAGAUGCACCAAAGCAUUUAAUCGUAGAAGCGCAUUGGCAAGGCAUCUUAGACAGCAUGAGGGAUAUAGUUUUCAGUACGCUUGCGAUCAAGGCGGUUGUGACAAAGUGUAUAAGCACAAGCCAACAUUAGUGAUGCAUCAGCGCAAAUAUCAUAAAUUGGGGCCGGAGUUAAAAACGCACAUUUGUGAGAUUUGUGGCAAAGUAUUUAAAACGACCACAAUGCUAAACGAUCAUCAUUACACGCACAAGGACAAAUCGGAACGUCCCUAUGCGUGCGACCAGCCAAAAUGCAUGCGUCGAUUCUCAAAUAAGGAUAAGCUGAAGGUGCAUCUAAUGCGACAUGCUGGAAUUAAGAACUAUGUGUGUCCACAUUGCGGCAUGCGCAAAACCACAAUGAACGAGUUGAAGGUGCAUAUUAAUUAUCAUACGCUGGAACGUACAUGGCCAUGUCGGUUUUGCACACACAUUUGUAAUAGCUCAGGCAAUUUAAAAACACAUGUACGCACUGUGCAUGAGCGUGCCAAAGAUUAUGCAUGCCGCUAUUGUGAGCGCACUUUUGCUAAGCCAGACACGCGCAAGUACCAUGAAAUGACCCACACGGGCGAGAAACCGAACGAAUGCCCGGAAUGUGGUAAACGCUUUUUACAACCUGCAGCAUUGCGCACGCAUCGUAAGAUUCAUCAGCGACAAGGUGUGCAUAGUUCAAAAGCGAAAAAAUGUGAAAAGAAGACACCUGCGCAAGAAACUGUACUCAAAAAUGCGGAAAAUACGGAAUACUAAGGAAAGUAAUGUGAAAAAAUGAUGACUUGAUCGGCACGAUCAUUUAACCUUGCGAAUCUAACGAAAUUCGUGGGAAAUUAAAUAUACAACAUCCAAGCACAUUUUUUUAUUAAAAGUUCAUUCUUUAUUUUCUUAAAAAAUAUUAAACUAUACUACGUCCACAUAUAUAG
This is a messenger RNA of Bactrocera tryoni, 2076 nucleotides long. Its product is annotated as zinc finger protein 888. Gene Ontology annotation, biological process: regulation of transcription by RNA polymerase II. The transcript is spliced from 2 exons. Gene Ontology annotation, molecular function: zinc ion binding; RNA polymerase II cis-regulatory region sequence-specific DNA binding; DNA-binding transcription factor activity. The coding region runs from base 362 to 1906 and encodes 514 amino acids. NCBI's taxonomy places the organism in Eukaryota, Metazoa, Arthropoda, Insecta, Diptera, Tephritidae. Gene Ontology annotation, cellular component: nucleus. The record is from RefSeq and is a predicted model, not a curated record.